AUGGCUCCCCACGCGAAUAGAGCCAAGGUUGAUGAUGCCAAAGCCAACUCAAUGGCUGGUACUGAAGGGUCGAACGCUCUCCACGCUCUCCUUACACUUUACCCCAGCAUCUGCUUCCUGCGCUGCCAGUGGCAGGAUUAUUCGGGUGUUGUGCGAGCCCGCAUUGUCCCCAUGGAGCAAGCACAAGCCAUCGCAGCUGAAAAGAGGAGACUACAUGUUCCGGCUUGUGCGUUCCAUCUGACCGUGAGCCACGAGAACAUCCCCGAGAUGGACCCAAGAGGAUAUCACUGGUUGAUCCCAGACUGGGACUCCCUGUAUCCCGCAUCUCAGCAACUGGGGGUGGACCCUAGUUACGCCAGCGUAAUGUGUGGUGUCGUUGAGCAUCUUCCCAUCAGACCGGAAUUGAACUGGAACUACUGCCCCCGCAAGGCUUUGAAGACCGUCGUUGAGAAGGCCGAGAAGCUACUCCACGUGCAUUUCCUCGUCGACUUUGAGGUGGAGUUCCAAGUUAUGAAAGCUGCAGCCGACGGCAAAAUAGGCCCUCAUAGUUCCGGACUAGGCCGUUGCGCUAUUUCCGGCCUCCGUGACCCUUGUGUGGCCCAUAUUCAGGAAGUUGUACACAUUUUGAUCAAGGCUGGGGUUGGCGUUGGUGCCUUUCAGACAGAAGGGGACCGUGGACAGUACGAGAUUGCUCUCGAACCUCAGUCUCCCCUUCGAGCUAUCGAUGAGCUUAUCUUUGUCCACGAUACUCUGAAGUCUGUUUUUGCUCGUCAUGGCUUAAUAGCAACAAUGGCACCCCGGCCAGUGGCGUCGCACAAACAAGUCGCGGGACAACACACCCAUAUCUCGCUCAACCCCCCAAACAAGGAGACUUCAUUUUUGGCCGGUAUCCUCCGCAGACUCCCUGGACUCUGUGCAUUCUUUCUGCCGUAUGACCUAUCAUAUGAGCGUGUCCAGCCAUACCUCGCCGGCCAUAUUGUUGCAUGGGGAUCUGAGAACCGAGCAGUACCUGUCCGCCAGAUAAAGUCUGGUCACUGGGAGCUGCGAUGCGUUGAUGCUACAGCCAACAUGUAUGUCGCUUUAGCUGCAGUCAUUAGUGCCGGUACAAUAGGGUGCAUCAACGAGGAGCCGUUGGUAUGGCCGGAUACUGGACUUAUCACCGAACAUUUUCCAACAAGCGGAGUCGAACCCUUUCCCAAGAGCGUAGCCGGGUCAUUAGAGCAACUAGAAAAGUGUUGCGACAGCCUCCAGGAGUUCAUGGAAAGUCGGAUUCUUCGGCACUAUAUUGCAGUCAAAAGAUAUGAAGCACCCAGACUACAAACCUUGCCCGAAGAAACCGUCCGGCAAUUGCUAUGCGAGAUCUUUUAG
Molecule: messenger RNA, 1368 nt
Organism: Trichophyton rubrum CBS 118892
Lineage: Eukaryota; Fungi; Ascomycota; Eurotiomycetes; Onygenales; Arthrodermataceae
Exons: 1
Coding region: 1-1368 (455 amino acids)
Molecular function (GO): glutamine synthetase activity
Source: RefSeq, a predicted model, not a curated record